This is a messenger RNA of Nanorana parkeri, 2743 nucleotides long. It is a transcript of the gene CLCN7, whose product is annotated as chloride voltage-gated channel 7. Lineage: Eukaryota; Metazoa; Chordata; Amphibia; Anura; Dicroglossidae. Gene Ontology annotation, biological process: chloride transport; transmembrane transport. Gene Ontology annotation, cellular component: lysosomal membrane; intracellular membrane-bounded organelle. Gene Ontology annotation, molecular function: voltage-gated chloride channel activity. The record is from RefSeq and is a predicted model, not a curated record. Bases 106 to 2502 code for a protein of 798 amino acids. The transcript is spliced from 27 exons.
CCCAGGGGCAGUCCGUAGUUGGCUGGUCACGUGAUUCGGGGAUCUCUCAGACCUGAGGUUGUCACGUGCCCAAACACUGGCCGGCGGAGACACAGCGGGAGAGACAUGGCCAACGUGGCCACCAGAGAGUCCUGGUCCGGCCGGCCCGAAGAAGAGGCAGCGGCGGCAGCAGCAGCAGCCGAGAGGACCCCCCUGCUGAACGGAGCCGGAACGCCACGACAGCAUUCUAGUUCUCUCCUGUUCCGUAUCGGGCAGCUGAGCACAGUGGACCUCGAAGAUGAAAAUCAGGAACUGGAAGAAACGGAUCUUUCCUCCAUGGUCCUCAAAGAAAUUCCUCACACUGACAACCUGCUCUCGCUCAAAUAUGAGAGUUUGGAUUACGACAACAGUGAUAACCAGCUGUUCAUUGAAGAAGAGAUGAGGAUAAACCAUGCGGCUUUCCGCUCUGUGGAGGUAACACGAUGGGUCAUCUGUGGAUUGAUCGGGAUUCUGACCGGCCUUAUCGCUUGCUUUAUUGACAUUAUGGUGGAGCUACUGGCCGGAUUUAAGUACCAAGUCAUUAAAAGCAAUAUCGAUAAGUUUACAGAAAAAGGAGGACUGUCUUUCUCUUUGCUGCUGUGGGCGGUUUUUAACGCUGCCAUUGUCAUGAUUGGGUCACUCCCUGUCGCCUUCGUGGAGCCGGUGGCAGCCGGAAGCGGCAUUCCUCAGAUCAAGUGUUUCCUGAACGGGGUAAAAAUCCCACACGUUGUGCGACUUAAGACCUUGGUGGUGAAGGUGUGGGGAGUCAUCAUGUCUGUAGUCGGUGGACUGGCUGUGGGCAAGGAAGGGCCGAUGAUUCAUUCCGGAGCGGUGGUGGCAGCCGGUAUUUCUCAAGGCAGAUCUACAUCGCUCAAGAAAGACUUCAAGAUCUUUGAAUACUUCCGCAGGGACACAGAGAAGAGGGACUUUGUGUCAGCAGGGGCCGCUGCUGGGGUGUCAGCAGCUUUUGGAGCACCAGUCGGUGGUGUGCUCUUUAGUUUGGAAGAAGGGGCCUCAUUCUGGAACCAGCUGCUGACUUGGAGAAUAUUCUUUGCCUCAAUGAUCUCCACCUUCACCCUGAACUUUGUCCUCAGCAUUUACAACCGCAAGCCGGGCGACCUGAGCAACCCGGGUCUCAUAAACUUCGGAAGAUUUGACACAGAUCAAAACAGCUACAAGUACUUUGAACUUCCAAUCUUUAUUGUCAUGGGAGCAAUAGGUGGCAUGCUGGGAGCGCUGUUUAAUGCCUUCAACAACUGGCUGACGGUGUUUAGGAUCCGGUACUUACACCGUCGCGGCCUGCAGGUGAUCGAAGCCAUGUUGGUAGCAGCUGUGACGGCCACCAUUGCCUUUGUCUUGAUCUAUUCCUCCUCUGACUGCCAGCCGCUGCGGGAGGGCUCUGGUGAAUACGCGCUGCAGCUCUUCUGCCCAGAUGGCCAAUACAAUGCCAUGGCGUCAGCCUUCUUCACCACACCGGAGAGCAGUGUGCGCAGGCUCUUUCAUGAUCCCCCUGGUUCUUUUAACCCCCAGACGUUGGGCCUGUUCACGUUGCUGUAUUUCUUCCUGGCCUGCUGGACGUACGGCUUGACGGUGUCUGCAGGCAUCUUCAUCCCGUCUCUCCUUCUCGGAGCCGCGUGGGGACGCCUCUUUGGAAUCCUGAUCACCAAACUCUCCACCGACACUAUUUUAUGGGCCGAUCCUGGGAAAUACGCUCUGAUGGGUGCAGCAGCACAGCUAGGCGGCAUAGUACGGAUGACCCUGAGCCUAACAGUCAUCAUGGUCGAAGCCACGGGAAAUGUCACCUAUGGUUUUCCCAUCAUGCUUGUCCUCAUAACGGCAAAAAUAGUCGGAGAUUUCUUUAUUGAGGGUCUGUAUGAUCUUCACAUCAAGCUGCAGAGUGUCCCGUUCUUGCACUGGGAAGCUCCGGUCACGUCCCAUUCUCUCACCGCCAGGGAGGUGAUGAGCACACCGGUCACCUGCCUGCGCCGGAAAGAGAAAGUGGGCAUCAUCGUGGACCUCCUGAGCAACACUACCACAAACCACAAUGGAUUCCCAGUUGUAGAAAAUGAUUCAGGAGAGCCACCUCGGUUAUGUGGCCUGAUCCUGAGAUCCCAGCUGAUCGUUCUCCUCAAGCAUAAGGUGUUUGUAGAGAGGGAGAACAUGAGCUUGAAUCUGAGGAGGUUAAAGCUGAAAGAUUUCCGAGAUGCGUACCCCCGCUUCCCACCUAUCCAGUCUAUACAUGUGUCACAGGACGAGAAGGAGUGUCUGAUGGAUCUCUCGGAGUUCAUGAACCCCACUCCGUACACGGUGCCUCAGGAAGCAUCAUUACCGCGAGUGUUUAAGCUGUUCCGUGCGCUCGGACUGCGGCAUCUGGUUGUGGUAAACAGUCAUAAUAGAGUCGUGGGUUUGGUCACCAGGAAAGAUCUCGCCCGCUACCGGAUUGGCAAAAACGGCCUUGAAGAGCUCUGCCUGGCACAGACGUGAUGCAGCCUUUCCCUAGUUCUAACCAAAUCUAUUUUCAUCUUCUUUCCUCGGAGCAGACGUUACCGGUUCUGUGAACUUGUGGCACUGCCAGACUUGAAGCCUCCUGGAGAACGUUCAAGCUCGCGCGUGUCCAGGAUAUUUACGGCAAGGCCUUUACUGUCAGAUCCCCUUCUUGGUUUACACUUCUGACAUUAAAGGACUUAGAUAUUAGAAUAGUAACAUUUGGCGCAGGGACCUGCUU